AUGGAAGAUGAGUUCACGCAGCUGCAGGCGAUCCUGGCGGGGCUUCCCAUGCACGCCGUGCCCUCCAGCUCCUCAAGAAGUUGCGGACCUGAGGCAUGGAUGCAGUGCGGCGGGAAGCGCAGACCUGGCCCUUGUCAGGAGGCCAAUGAGAAGUCUCCUUCUGCGGCCCAUCGCGUUGAGGCCAUGCUGGCAGCGGUCGCUGCAGACUACCCGGCCCACGAGGAAGUCCUCCGGCGCCUUAGUGUCGAAGCAGCCAGCCUUGAUCUUGUUUGCUUCGCAGACCAUGCAGCCGCCCAGCUGUUUGUGGCCGUCCGGGGUACGCAUCGAAACAUGAACCUCCUCACCACCCCGGAUGACCUCCGCAGCAACAUGCACAUCAUCCUGGGAUGCGGUCCAGCUCGUGCCGAGCCAGCCUUGUCCGAGUAUCGCGCUCUCCGGCGGCGCUUUCCUCACUAUGAUGCAUUCGGAUGUGGUCACUCACUGGGCGGAGCCGUGAUCCUCCACGUGGCAAAAGCUGUGGAGAAGGAGGCCGAGUUCGCUUUCAGGAGGGUGGACGUCUUCAACACGGCCACAUCCCCCUUGCCCGUCGCCACCCCAGCACCAUUGGCUGCGACGGAGCUCCACGUGCACCGGGUCACCGGGGAUUGGGCCUCCUGGGGGCUUCGCUUCUAUGAUCCGGGUUCGGGAAAGGUCCACACGCGCAAUGCCAAGACCUCCAUCCCGGAUCCCCAUUCCUUGCGGCACUUCCUGCCGGACAAGGAUGCAGAGGCAGACUCCGAGGCUUCAACAGCGACCUCGAGCACUGAUCGGCAAGCACUAAUGGACACCAUGGACGCUCAGGCUCCCGUGGCUCCCGCGGCUGUGCGCCCAAUGUCCUGGGAGGCCGCCUUCAUGAACUUUGCCAGCUGUGUUGGGAUGCAUCGGAAGAGACUGCUACCACUUCCGCAAAGGCAGACAGCCUCCGAGAGCGAGCUCGAAAGGCAGAAGCAGUCCAGUGUCGAUGCCACCCUCAAUAUCGACCAAGUUGGCACGGAAACUCGGUCAUCCCAGGGUCCUGCCUGA
Molecule: messenger RNA, 1062 nt
Organism: Symbiodinium natans
Lineage: Eukaryota; Dinophyceae; Suessiales; Symbiodiniaceae
Source: the annotation of a GenBank genome assembly